AUGUUUCGCGCGCAGCAGAACCACUUUGAUGAGGCCGUCGCCAAGGCGACGGACGAGAAUUUGACCUCCGAGAACUGGGAAUAUAUUCUGGAUGUCUGUGACAAAGUUGGUGCAGAGGAAUCAGGUGCGAAAGAGGCCGUGGCUGCGAUGAUCAAAAGACUGGCUCACCGGAAUGCCAACGUCCAGCUCUAUACAUUGGAGCUUGCAAAUGCGUUGUCGCAAAACUGCGGGCUGAAGAUUCAUCGCGAGUUGGCUUCGAGGAGCUUCACUGAUGCGCUACUCCGCUUGGCGAACGAUCGUAAUACGCAUCAACAAGUCAAGUCUAAGAUUCUAGAGCGCAUGGAAGAAUGGACUGAGAUGUUCUCAUCCAACCCGGAUUUUGGCAUCAUGGAACAGGCAUACAUGAAAUUAAAAACCACAAACCCGAAUCUGCAGCCACCGUCGAAACCUGGAAAGCGUGAGAUCACCGACGUCGAUCGUCAGAUGGAGGAGGAGGAAUUGCAGAUGGCUUUGGCCCUCUCGAUUAAGGAUAAAGCAACACCGGCGGCUGCUUCUGCGGCAGCACCUCGAGCUGAGGCUCCUUCUGCUGCUGUUGCAUCGGCAUCAGCUGCCACAACCCAAGGGGAGCCCGCCGAGACUCAACCUGCUCUCUCAGGCACAUCGGUAGCGACCGUGUCGCGUGUGAGAGCGCUGUUCGACUUCCAACCGUCCGAGCCAGGAGAGCUUCAAUUCCGCAAGGGCGAUACCAUUGCAGUCCUGGAGUCUGUUUACAAGGAUUGGUGGAAGGGUUCUCUGAGAGGCCAGACCGGAAUUUUCCCUCUCAACUAUGUGGAGAAACUCCCAGACCCCACUGUCGAUGAGUUGCAGCGGGAGGCUCAAAUGGAGGCGGACGUCUUUGGCCAGAUCAAGAGUGUUGAGAAGCUCCUGACUCUACUAAGCACCCGCAAUACAGAUCUCAAUGUCCAAGAGAACGAAGAGAUUACUACACUCUAUCAAGCUACGCUUGCCAUUCGGCCAAAACUCAUCGAAUUGAUUGGAAAAUAUUCGCAAAAGAAAGAUGAAUUCACCCAGCUCAAUGAAAAGUUCAUCAAGGCUCGUCGCGACUAUGAGUCCCUCCUUGAGGCAUCGCUAGCCCAUCCGGCGCAGCCUCAAUAUGGACGACCUGCCCAGCCACAGUACGGUUAUCCUAGUGCCGCGCCUGCUGGGUAUCCUACUCCUCAGGCAGAUCCUCGAUAUUUCACCCCUCGGCCUCAAGACACCACACCAGCCCCGGCAAAUGCAUACGCACCAUACCCUACUAGCGAGCAGAUGCCGUACCGCCCAGCCUCUCACUCCCCAGAUCCUCGCAACCAGUCUCAGGCCGGCGCAUCGCAGCAGCCACCCCACGGCGACCCCUAUCAACCUGUUAGCCACCGUCCGCAAUCUACAUACGAUCACCCCCAAGAAUUGGGGACCUCUGUCUAUGAUUCACCUGUUGAGCGCAUUCCGUACCCCCAAGCUGGUCAAGCCCCACCUGCUGGCCACCAGCAAUUCCAGCACCAGCAACACCAACAGCAAGACUACUCACCCUCGGCCUACUCCACCGAUGAGGCACCUCAGGGCCCGCCUGCCGCCAGCAUGCCCCAAAUCGCACACCAGUUCCAGCAACAACAGCAACAAGCCCCGUAUCCCAGCUCUCCCGGUGCCCACCAACCUCCUCCAUCGCACCAGCCUCCGCCGGUACCUGGUGCAUCGCAGCCACAGUAUACCUCCUACAGCCCACCACCUCCCGCCGCAAGCACGGGCGAGUAUCAGGCGUACCAGCCUCAGGGUGGACCAGGCUCGAAUCCCGCUUCCUUUUAUCGGUAA
This is a messenger RNA of Penicillium roqueforti, 1848 nucleotides long. Its product is annotated as ESCRT-0 subunit protein HSE1. Gene Ontology annotation, biological process: protein transport to vacuole involved in ubiquitin-dependent protein catabolic process via the multivesicular body sorting pathway. NCBI's taxonomy places the organism in Eukaryota, Fungi, Ascomycota, Eurotiomycetes, Eurotiales, Aspergillaceae. The record is from RefSeq and is a predicted model, not a curated record. Bases 1 to 1848 code for a protein of 615 amino acids. The transcript is spliced from 9 exons. Gene Ontology annotation, molecular function: phosphatidylinositol binding; ubiquitin binding. Gene Ontology annotation, cellular component: ESCRT-0 complex.